This is a messenger RNA of Carcharodon carcharias (great white shark), 3620 nucleotides long. RefSeq names its product biotinidase-like. The transcript is spliced from 3 exons. Gene Ontology annotation, molecular function: hydrolase activity, acting on carbon-nitrogen (but not peptide) bonds, in linear amides. Lineage: Eukaryota; Metazoa; Chordata; Chondrichthyes; Lamniformes; Lamnidae. The coding region runs from base 42 to 1601 and encodes 519 amino acids. The record is from RefSeq and is a predicted model, not a curated record.
UGCUGCAACUUAUUGUUGCACUAAAACAUCUAGAUUCAGGCAUGGGGGCAUUUUGCUUGAGGUGGCUGUUGUUGGUGUGGCAAUGCUUUGUAAUCCCAGUAUGGGGGCUGGAUUUUUACAAAGCGGCGGUCUGUGAACACCCGACAGUGCUAGAGCUAAACUCAAUGAUCCCUUCCACACGUGAGGGGGCACUGAGGCUUAUGCAGAAAAACCUGGACAAAUACCAAGAGCAAGUUCAUGAAGCAAGCAAACAGGGAGUUAAGAUAAUUGUAUUUCCAGAGAAUGGUAUCCAUGGCUUUCACGCCAACAGAAGUGCUCUUUUUCCAUAUUUGGAACCUAUUCCAGAUGCUAAUGUUGUUCAGUGGAAUCCCUGUCUGCAGCCAACAGACUAUAAUGAUACAGAGGUCCUUUAUCAACUGAGCUGUAUGGCAAGAAAUGGCAAUAUGUAUUUGGUAGCAAACAUGGGGGAAAGACAAACCUGUGAGCUUAGUGACCCUCAGUGUCCAGCAGAUGGAAGAUAUCAAUUUAACACAAAUGUGGUUUUUGAUGCUGAAGGCACUCUCAUAGCCAAAUACCAGAAAUGGAACCUUUUUAUGCUAGAGGUUGCUUAUGACACACCUAAGACAGUGCAACAUGUCAUCUUCAAUACACCUUUUGCUGGAAGAUUUGGCGUCUUUACUUGCUUUGAUAUAUUGUUCUAUGAGCCAGCAGUUAGUUUAAUUGAGCAUUAUGGUGUAAAACAAAUUGUAUUUCCCACAGCCUGGAUGAACGUGCUGCCUCUCUUAUCUGCAAUAGAGUUUCAUCAAGCAUUUGCCGCUGCAUUCGGUAUCAACCUUCUUGUAGCCAAUCAGCAUCAUCCUGAAUACAACAUGACAGGAAGUGGCAUCUACACUCCUUUAGAUUUCCCCUAUUACUACAACACAAAGAGCAGUGUAGGAAAACUUCUGGUUGCCAAGGUCCCUAUAAUUACAUCCAUCAAAGAUCACAGCCCAGAACAGUCUAAGUCUCAGAGGACAUCAACUUAUCUUCAGAGGAACAGACAUAUUGAACCUUCUGUCCUUCAGCAACAGAAGGGGGGAGUAAAGCCAGAAAAUAUUGAGCCAUUGAAACAUCCUACACUGUCCCACCUGGAUAGUCCUGGAGAUAUCUUUCAUGCUUUGAUGAUUUUUGAUAAUUAUACAUUUAUCUCUUUGAAAGGCAAGGAAGGUAACCUGCAAGUCUGUUCCAACAGCCUUUGUUGCCAUGUAGCCUACAAAUGUGGCAACAUACCCAGUGAUCUGUAUGCUUUAGGAGCCUUUGAUGGGCGUCACACUGUAGAUGGUAUCUACUACCUGCAAGUCUGUGCCUUGGUGAAGUGUGCAGGCUCUAGAUAUGACACCUGUGGACAAAGUGUUACAACUGCCUCCGAUAUCAUAGACUUUAAGUUGUGGGGGAAUUUCAGCACACGCUAUAUUUAUCCAGAAAUACUGGCUAGUGAGAUGAAAAUUCAUCGUGCAGAUACCAUGGGGUGGGAUAACAAUGAUUUUUAUAUGACUAAGAAGGGGAUGUCAGCAGGUCUUGUGACUGCAGCAUUCUAUGGAAGAUGGUACGAGAAAGAUUAGCUUUAUGCGAUGCAGGUUGUUUCAAAUGUGUGAUAUGAAUUAAAUAUAAUAGCAUCUUUGCAAAUAAUUUGCAGAUAUUUUAUAAUUAUAAUGCCCUCACAUUCUUUGUUGGAUCCUGAGUUUUAGGCAGUUCCUUCCAUCAGGAAAAGGGAUGUCAGAAAUAACACACUGAUGAUACUUUUUCUCCCAAAAGGUUCCACUUGAAGAAGACAAUAACCCUUUGUCACAAUAAUCACCUGAAUUGUCACUGAGCCUAUUUCAGAUGGCAGCACUACCAUGGAACUUGUUUCUGGGUCUCGGUGCAAUAGCUCGAGUGAAAGUCUUUAGACUUUGUUGACUUCUCAAUUAACCACUGUCCAUGUGGAAGAUUCCCAAUGCAGUCAGACAGUGGCAACAAUUUUAGGCUCCAUAGUGACAAAAGUUUCUGCUCUAUGGGUGCUACAUUGAUAUCAAAAUUUUGUCUGUGCUGCACAUACACACCUUCUGUAUGACCCUUGCCAGAUGCCAUUUGAUGUCAUUUGGCAGAACCACAAUGGAUUCCUCAUUUUUGUUUUUAAACAAGUGACAAUGAUUUCCAAGUCUACAUACAUACUGAUACUGCAGCAAGAAAUCUAGCAGUUUUUAAGAAUUUAAGAACUAAUUUGCAGAAAUUAAAGGUCACAACAAGGUGACGAUUUUAACUUUGCCUUUCAAAGACUCUGUCUAACCUAUUCAAGGCCAUUAUUAUCCUCCAAGGCAAAGUGCUUGAGAAGGGGCAAUAUGGAUAUUAUCUCUAAAUUACCUACAAACACUUCUGUCCCUGAUGUUAAAAAACACAUGCAAAACCAUGAAGCCAUGCAUCAUUGGUUCUGAGAUUUGAAUUGACAAAAUAAAGUGAUAUGAGUUGCUUUUUCACAUAUUCAAAGGGAAAAUUUACUUGAAGUUUAAGGGAUAACCAAAUUUUAAUUAAAGAAACUAAAAAAGAUGAAAAGCGGUCUUGAUAGUUCCUGAAUAGCAAUAAAUAAUUGGCCGGAUCUUCCACAGAGCAACAAUCAUCAUUGGAUUGCCGCUCCAUGCAAACUUUUCCAUAUCCCGACACUGCUUUGCAUUUCUUGCCCAGUUUUCCAAGCCAUGUUGAUUAAAAGACCCACCUCGGUUUCUCCAGACCAGAGCACAGCGUCCAUUGAAGAGAUCCGUCGCAAGGCUGUAGCGUCAGGGGGGGUGACAGGAUGAUACUCCCUUUUUACGGCACUAUCUUUUGUUAGUUUAAAGAUCCAGCAUGAAUGUCAGUGAAUGGGUGAUUGGAUGAAUGGGUGAAUGAGUGGAUGAAUGAGUGAAUGGGUAAUAGAAGGGGAAGGUGAUGAGUUGUGAGGGGUGAGGGCUGGAGGGCCUAAAUUGUAACAAAACAACAGGAAUAAAGUCCCAGAAAACCGAGACGGGCCUUUUAAUCAGCAAGGCUUGGCACUCAACUGCCCCUUUGGAAGCAUCUGAUCUGUUUCUGGAAUGGCUGGACUGACUCUACCCUGCAGCCAACCCUCUGAGUGAAAAUUUGAUCUGAUGGGUCACGGCCUACUGAGAUGGGUCUGCCAAGUCGGGAAAUUUCCUGACUCAAUUACUCAUCUCGAUAGCGAAAAUCCGGCCCCAAAACUAUAUACUGUACUAGGUGUAGUCUCAUCAAUGUCAUGUACAGUUGUAACAUGACUCCCCUACUUUUAUACUCCAUCCUUUUGCAAUAAAGGCUAACAUUCCACAUGCCUUCUUAUUACUUGCUAUACUUGCAUGCUAAGUUGUGAUUCUUGCACAACGUCACCCUGGUCCCUUUGUAUCUCAGCAUUCUGCUGUCUCUCUUCAUUUAAAUAAUAUUCUGCUUUUAUAUUCUUCCUGAUAAAGUGGACAAGUUCACAUUUUCCUACAUUAUUCAUUGUAGUGAUUAUAGGCAAAAUCUUUCCUACUGCAUUUAGGGGUCAUGUGAUUGUCCUGACGAAUCAGCCCUAAGCACGGAUAAUCUUGGGAUGGAGCUUUUUUAGUUGUGGACUUGGU